Molecule: messenger RNA, 1514 nt
Organism: Dromaius novaehollandiae (emu)
Lineage: Eukaryota; Metazoa; Chordata; Aves; Casuariiformes; Dromaiidae
Gene: CCDC198
Product: coiled-coil domain containing 198
Exons: 6
Coding region: 116-988 (290 amino acids)
Source: RefSeq, a predicted model, not a curated record
GCUGGGAAGGACGUGGGAGAGCGGCAGGAGCGAGCGGCCUUGCCCCCGCAGGCGGGCAGCAGCCGAGCCCAGCGAGGGGUUUUUCCUUUUCUGCCGGAGGCCGCCGCUCUGGAAAAUGGGCCUGAGCUCUUCCAGGACACACCGCAGGGUGACCAAGGUGGCCCCAGCGCGAGCCGGGGGUGACCUGCCCGUCCUGCCCUACAUCCCGGCCCCACGCCGGUUUUCCCACGCGCCGCAAGAGGCGGCGGAGCAGGAGAAAGCCGCGUUCCCAAGGCAGCUCCCACCCCUCCGGGAAACUGGGUACGGGAGACCCACUGCAGGGCCCCUUUCUUUCAACACCAUGCUGGAAAAGGGAGACACCAGCAUCAUUAAGCAGCACCCACCUCGGAGACCUCAAAAGCUUGAACCUGCUGGCCUUCUCGCUGCCGAAAAGCUCCCGAGUCAGCAAGACGCGGCAGCAGCUCCGAAAGCGAAGGCUCUGGAGAAGAGGGGGCAAACCCUGAAACACUUCCCUGGCAGACGGCAGCACUUACACAAGCUGCAGAUGCUGGACUUGCACCGCAGGCGCCGAGAGGCUGAGCUGAAGAGAAAUCUCCACAGGGAGGCAAAAAUCAAUAAACAAAAAAUCAAGGAAUUCAACCCGAAGAAAGUCCUUGGCAAUCUCCAGAGAAGCAACAGCUCCGAAAGUCGAGACCUCAUCCCUGCUGAGCACAAUCAGACCUUUAAUGGAGACUGUGGAAAUACAUGGGAUGGACAAUUUUCAGGGCAACAUGACAGGGGUGAAUCUUCUCCAAGCAAGAGCAGCAAAGCUGAUAUGUGGUUCUGUCGGGAGCAGCCUGCAAGAGACCUGUUCUGGGAUAGCUCCAGCACUGACUCGGAGGACUGGGAAAGGGAAGGGAAGAACUUUUAUCACAAACCUACUCUUGUAAGAACCAAGACAGAGAGAAUUCCUCUCUUCGAUGAGCUUAUCUUGGAUGAAGAUUUGUAGUUGCGUGUUGUGGGAUGAGAGUGGUGUGCUAAAAAACAACCCAGAGCGCUCUGGUUGGGCUGAAAAUCCCCUGGCUGGAUAUAUUGAGGGUAUAGACAUGGUGUGGUGUUUGUAGUAAGCUGAAUUUCUGUAAGCAUGAGCCAGUGGAAAAGGCUACUGAAAAAAAAGGAGAUCGCUGACGUGGGGUGAAUAAUAACUGUUUUGGGAAUGUGGCUGAAUCUGGAAAAAAAAUGGCUUGGGCUGAGCAAGAGUUGAGUGAGGGGUGGAGGGAGGAGAAGGCUGGCAAAACAAACAAACAAAAGCUUGAAAAUGCUCUGAGUUAACCCCAGUUACAGUAUUAAGUUCAACUUGAAAUGAAAUGUUCCGCUUCCCUUUGGAACUUUUAACUUUAACUUACUGGUUAGCUUUUUUUUUUUUUUUUUUUUUUUUAACCUUAUGUCCUUUUCUAAACCACAAAAAUCUGGUUCAAAAAGGAAAAGUAAAAUGAUUGGCUUAGGAUAGCUUUAAAAUAAAUAUUCUGGCAUUU